AUGGCGAUGGGUGCUGGCGCGGUCGAGCGCGCGGACGCGUGCUGGGGUGCGGCCGGCGAGCAGGAGGGCACCGGCGGCUGCGAGGACGGUGGCGGCGGCAGCAGGUCACAGCCGAGGACAAUGGCGAGGCUAGAACGUGGCGGGGAGCGCGGCUGCAUAGCCGGCGAGGCCUCGCGCAGCGAGGCGCGGGGCAGGGCGUCGCGGGGACGCGACCACAUGUGGGCGACGCACAUAGGGGCGUGCGGUGAGCUCGGUCGGGCAGGAGCACAAAGGCGGGAGGGGGCAGGCACAUGCGACAGCUACGGCUGCAGAAGUGGGCGAAGGAGGCUGCUCCCGACGCUCCUCAGAACCCUAACCGGCACCCGCCACGCUGGCGCGGCGCGGGGCCUCGCCACGGAGAAGGCAGUCGGCGCCGCGGCCGUCGUUGGAAGCCACACCGCCAAAUGGAUGCAGGACACAAGCAAGAAAUCUCCAAUGGAACUUAUCAAUGAGGUGCCACCAAUCAAGGUUGAAGGGCGAAUUGCUGCAUGUGAAGGGGAUAAAAACCCUGCCCUUGGCCAUCCAAUUGAGUACAUAUGCCUUGAUCUGGAUGCACCUGCUGUGUGCAAAUACUGCGGCCUUCGCUAUGUUCAAGACCACCAUCACUAAGUAGAGAAGAUACCAUCCUUUACCACAGCAGAAUUUGGAGUUGCUGCAUGCUCAUUGGGUUCACAAUGUAUGCCAAUGUACUGUGUAUUUGAUGGCAAAAUAUUGUCUUUGACUGUCAUCCUACUUUUUGUGACAUAAUAAUGUUGCAUUAACUUCGAAUUGAUUUUCUAUAGCUGACAUUUGUCGGCAUUUCCUGAAUUAACGCACUUUCCGUAUCAAACUCCCUGCACUCUGGAUAAAAGGGUUGAGAGGGAAGGAACAUGAAAUUGAUUUUAGAAGCUGCUUAGUGAA
Molecule: messenger RNA, 939 nt
Organism: Triticum dicoccoides
Lineage: Eukaryota; Viridiplantae; Streptophyta; Magnoliopsida; Poales; Poaceae
Exons: 4
Coding region: 1-648 (215 amino acids)
Biological process (GO): mitochondrial electron transport, NADH to ubiquinone
Cellular component (GO): respiratory chain complex I
Source: RefSeq, a predicted model, not a curated record